CUAUGAUCUAAGGAAUAACUGAAUACGACCUGUCAGCUAUAAGUUGUUGACUCCUAUCACCGUACCACAAAUGUAACGUCGGAUUGAUGAAUGUUUAAUUUUAACAAGUAUUUAUCGUAAUUGAAUAUUAAUGAAAUGGAGCAAAGAAAGCCAAGGAUUCGAAAAGGGGGUUACAAGCCGUCUAGGCAGAAAGAUGAGGUCUCUAAAAUCUCAGAAACAGGAAAAGAUUCAGGCAGUAAACCCGACCAAACUCCAGUUAUUAAAAAAUUAAAUCCAGAAGAUUACGAUUACACGAAUUCUGACAAAACGCAAUUUGCCCAUUUGAAACGAGAAACGCAGGAGGCUGAUAUAUUGAACAAUGCCCCUACAACAAAUUCUCGUACUCGUCGUAAAGUUGUAUCGAAUUGGAAAAAAUAUGAGGAAAUACCAGAUACAGAAAUUCCAGCAAAAGAUUUUCAAACACUGUUGAAUGUUCCAAUAUCUGAAGGCGGACAUUUCAUUUUUAAGUCUGAAAAAAAUUGGGCAAUCGAAGUCUCCAAGUAUUCCGAUUUAUUUUCAUUAAAUGUUAAAAAACUUGCCAGAGAUAUAAACUGCGUUCCAUUCACUGAAUAUAUUGAUGUAGAAGAUAGAUAUUUCACGGCUGAUCAGCUAAUGAAGUUUCAGAAUCUUGCUGAAAUGUCCAGAUCAGAUGUUAUUGAGGUUGAUAACAACAUUGUCCAAAUUUUGAUGGAUAUUAAAAGAGAAACUGUUGCUGAAAAUCAAGAUAUAGACAGUGGAAGUGAACCUGAAGUAUCAAUUGAAAUUCAUGAGAUGGCUCAAGGAAAGGAAACAAUAGAGGAAGAUUUAGAUUUUCUUCUUUCAUUAAAGGAACCUGUUAAACUUGAUCAGGCUAAAAUUGCUCCACCUACUUACCAAAUUAAAACUGAAGAGGAAAAAAUCCCGAACUCUUCGGCUCCUGUGAAAUCGAUUGAUCUUGAAAAAUGGCUGGAUUCAAUUUUGGACAGUUAGAGCCUGUAAUAGAGAAUAAAAUGAAAACAAAAUGA
Neodiprion fabricii is the source of this 1043-nucleotide messenger RNA. RefSeq lists its product as uncharacterized. Gene Ontology annotation, biological process: negative regulation of G2/M transition of mitotic cell cycle. Lineage: Eukaryota; Metazoa; Arthropoda; Insecta; Hymenoptera; Diprionidae. The record is from RefSeq and is a predicted model, not a curated record. The transcript has 4 exons. The coding region runs from base 136 to 1008 and encodes 290 amino acids.